AUGAUUGUAGAUAAUGGUUCAGAUCAAUCUGUCAAUGAUAAUGGAGAGAGAGCAGUAUACAUGAAUAAGAAUAUGACUACUGGGAUAGAGCAAUCUAUAGGAGAUGAUAGAGAAAGAGAUAUAA
Ambispora leptoticha is the source of this 124-nucleotide messenger RNA. The record is from the annotation of a GenBank genome assembly. Lineage: Eukaryota; Fungi; Glomeromycota; Glomeromycetes; Archaeosporales; Ambisporaceae.